AUGAUUAUUGAUAUCAAAAUUAAUACUAAUAUUCGCUUGGCGCUCAAGAAGGGUGUCGAGAAAGGAGAGCUGAAACAGGUCACCGGUACUGGAGCCACGGGAAGCUUCAAACUUGGAGAGAAGAAGGCUGCCGCUCCGAAAGUCAAGAAGCCUGUUGCAAAGAGGGCCGAUAAGGAAGCAGCUCCGGCAGCGGUGAAGAAGGAGAAGGCCGCGGCACCAAAGAAGAAGGUUGAAAAGAAGGUGGAGAAGGCUGAGAAGGCUCCAAAAGAGAAGAAAGCCCCAGCAAAGGCUUCAGCUGCUCCAGCUGCUCCUGCUGCCCCUGCUCCAAAGCCCACUCAAAAGGAAAAGGAAGCCCCUGCUGCUCCUGCCCCCAAAAAGUCAAAGUCAAAAAGCGUCAAAAGCACUAAGAAGACCUCUACCGCAAAGUCUAAUUAG
Messenger RNA from Cooperia oncophora, 435 nucleotides. Lineage: Eukaryota; Metazoa; Nematoda; Chromadorea; Rhabditida; Trichostrongylidae. The record is from the annotation of a GenBank genome assembly.